GAGUUGGCUCAGCAAAUCAAAUUGAAUAAAAUUCGCGGUUUCUGUGAUGUACUAAUGACAAAUGAUGUGAAUGAAGGAAUAUGUUGUCUGAUACAGAAAAAAUCUCAAUUCUCAGUUGAAACUGGCAUGAUAUACAUGUUGCAGAUGUCAGGUUUGGCCAGUUUGCGACACAAUACGGUUGUUGUUGCGUGGCCAGACGAAUGGGCCGAGACUCACAAUUUGAAUGUCUGUCAACGAUUUGUCAGUACACUUCGUGCUGCCGAUGCAGCACGAUGUGCAAUGCUUGUUCCAAAAAACCUCAAAGCAUUCCCAUCGUCGCAGGAAAGGGUGCAUGGCCAUGUGGACGUAUGGUGGAUUGUUCAUGACGGUGGUAUGCUCAUGCUUUUGCCGUUUCUUUUGAUGCAGACGAAAACGUGGAGGAACACGAGGCUACGUCUGUUUACAAUUGCUCAUAUGGACGACAAUACUCCGGAAUCCGACAUAUCGGAAUAUACCUAUGAAAGAACGAUGAGAAUGGAAGAACGAGUCAAGUUACUGAAAGACAUGCAAGCUAGUGAGAAGAAAGUGGACGCAGUUGUUGAAGCAGCUCGUGAAAGGAAAUUGUCGCGCAUCAGCGAGGAGGAUCCGUCAUCACAUGCAAGGAAUGAAAAAAGUCCGGAACCAGCGGAAACAAUACCCGAAGAAAGCGAAUUAACGUCAGAAACAUCCAUGGAGAAUGUGAGCAAUUUCUUAACAUCGGUGAUUGUUCAGGCUUGA
Messenger RNA from Gongylonema pulchrum, 756 nucleotides. Lineage: Eukaryota; Metazoa; Nematoda; Chromadorea; Rhabditida; Gongylonematidae. The record is from the annotation of a GenBank genome assembly.